Aphidius gifuensis is the source of this 2254-nucleotide messenger RNA. RefSeq lists its product as uncharacterized. Bases 408 to 1553 code for a protein of 381 amino acids. The record is from RefSeq and is a predicted model, not a curated record. The transcript has 4 exons. Lineage: Eukaryota; Metazoa; Arthropoda; Insecta; Hymenoptera; Braconidae.
GACAAUCGAUAGAAAAGUCAUGUGUUCCAGUUUCUAGUUUUCAUUUUCAGUCUCAAUAGUCUCUCUCUUUUUUUUUUUCGUCUCUCUCUCUCUCUCUCGUGAAAAGAAGAGGAAAACAAGAUAAAAAAAAGAGAUACAGUAUUUAAUACUCUCGCGUCAUCAAAACCCUUUGCAUUCUUUUUAUUUAUUUUAGAAAUAAAUGAGUCAGUAAAAAAAAUCUCGAUAAUAAUAAUAAUUGUGAGUGAAAAAAUAAAUAUUAUUGUUUAUCAGUAUCAUAUUUUCAUUAAUCAUAAAUUAAUACUCAAAUAAAAAACGAAUAUACUCUUGAAAAUUCAACAACAACAACACAAAAGAAUAUCUUAAUUUUUAUAUAAAUAAAUAAAAAUAAAAAAAAACAAAAAAGAAAUAUGGCUAAUUAUUUUAAUUUAAAUAAUUAUAUUAUUAAGUUAAUUCAUUUUUAUUUAUUUUUAAUAAUCAAUGAUGGGUUAUUUGUGUCGUGCUCCAUAUUAAUAUUUCCAAAAUCACAAAGAUAUCAAUCAGUGCAUUUAAUGGAUACAAUGAUAUGUCAUGCAAGACAUCCAGUAUUAUUACAAUCAGGAUUAAAUUCAGCAAUAAUUAUUGAAACAGAUAAAAAAUUUAACAGAUGGUACAACAAAACAAAUGAUUUACGUUGUAAAUUUAUUAUAAAAGCACCAAAAGGUGAACAUUUAUUUGCUGUUGUACAAAAUUUAUCAUUUAGACGUGAUGAAAAUGGUUGUAUUGAUUACAUUGAGUUUAAGAGAAAAAAUGAUAAUGAAGCUGAUCAUAGAAUAUGUGGUAAAUUAAAUCGUCAAAUACCAAGAGUUAUGAUUAAUGAAAAUAAUCAACCAAGAUUUGAAGCAUUAAAUCAUGAUACAAAUGAUGAUAAUUAUGAUGAUAUUUAUCAGUAUUCAACACGUUAUGAUGAAUCAGAUCUUGAUGGUGAAAUUGAAACAACAAUAUUUGUAUCAAAAAAAAGUUUAUCAAUGAAUGAAAAUUUAAAUUUAACAAUUUCAUAUACACCAUACAAAAGUUGUGAUAAAGUUAAUACUGAUGAUUAUGGACCAACAACAGCAUAUGAUAUUUGUUUAUGGAAAGAAUAUUUUUGUGAUGGUAUACAAAAUUGUGCAAGUGAUUUAUGUGCUGAUGAACAAUAUUGUUCAAAUGAUAUAUUUGGUAAUGGUAAUAAUACAAAAUUAACAAUUGGAGCAAUUGUAACAAUAAUACUUUGUUUAUUAAAAUUUCUUGCUAGUUUAUGGAUAUGUAAACGUUAUAAAAUUUUUUGUUGGAGUCCAGAUUGUAUGAUGAAUUCAUCAACAAUUAAUAAUAAUAAUAAUGAUAAUAGUUAUCAUAAUAAUAAUACAAGUAGAAUUAUUGAUAAUGAUAUUGAUAAUAAUUUUAGUACAAAUCAAUCAUCAAGUGUACCACCUGUUUUACUUGUAUCAGUACUGCCAUCAUCACAUGACAAAGAUUUACCACCAAGUUAUGAAUCAUUAUUUCCAGAACGUAUUAAUUCAGCUGCCACUCAAUCAUAAUUAUUUUAUCAGUUAAAAUAAUAAUAAUAACUAUUUUAAAAAACUUGAUGAAAUAAAAUUAUUAUCAUUAUUAUUUUUACAACAAAAAAACAAAAAAACACUUAUAUUGUUUAUGAUUUUAAAUGAUCUUUUUAUGUUACGUUAAUGAUUAUUAUUAUUAUUGUUAAUAUUAUGUUUUAUUUAAACCAAAAUUAAUUGUAUUAUUGAACAAUUUUUUUUUUGUUUUUUGUUGUCUUAAUUUAACAUAAAAGCCAAAAUGUCAGAUAAAAUGUAAAUAAUUUAUUUUCAUUAGUUAAAUUUUUAAUUUAUCAAAGUUUAUAAUAUUUAUUAUGUAUGUUAAGUUUUUUUUUUUUUUUAUUUAUUAAUUUUUAAAAUAAUAUGACUGUAUUUUAAUGAUAAUAGAAUUUAAAAAUUUAAAUGAUGAUAGAAAUUUACGCUCAAAUAAUCAAAGAGUAAAUAAAUUAUUAAUUGAAAUUAAUUAAUCAUUAGUAGUGAUCAGUAUUCAAUAAUUAUAAUUUAAAAAAAAAAAAAAAACUUAAACAUCAUCAAUGUAUACUAAUAUUUUAUACUUAAAACAUAAAACAUGCACAUUGAUUAUUCUCCAAAAAAAAAAAAAAAAAUAAAUAAAUAAAAUGUAAAAGAUAAUAAUUAUAAAUUAUAUUUAAAUUAAUAAAUAAUAAAUCAGUUUGUUGGUUUUAUUU